Messenger RNA from Ornithorhynchus anatinus (platypus), 5788 nucleotides. RefSeq names its product guanylate cyclase 2G-like. The coding region runs from base 1 to 3297 and encodes 1098 amino acids. The record is from RefSeq and is a predicted model, not a curated record. Gene Ontology annotation, biological process: intracellular signal transduction; receptor guanylyl cyclase signaling pathway; cGMP biosynthetic process. The transcript is spliced from 22 exons. Gene Ontology annotation, molecular function: guanylate cyclase activity; protein kinase activity; ATP binding. Gene Ontology annotation, cellular component: membrane. NCBI's taxonomy places the organism in Eukaryota, Metazoa, Chordata, Mammalia, Monotremata, Ornithorhynchidae.
AUGGAUCUUAGUUUAAUCCAGAGUUGCCUGUGUAGAUACGUUCUGCAUUUUGGGGGCAUCCUAAGGCUUGUUCUUGCAUUUCAUUUAUCUGGAUUAGUGUUUGGAUUGGGUACUGCUAAACUCACGGUGGGGUUACAAGCCCCCUGGAACUUCUCUCACCCUUUCAGUGCUCAAAGAUUAGGGUCAGCCAUGCAGAUCGCCAUUGAUAAGGUCAACCAAGAUCGGUCUUACUUGAGUAACUACACCAUGGGUUUCAUUUAUACCGAUUCUGGCUGCAAUGCCAAGGAGUCCCUUAAUGGUUUCAUCAGCCAGGUUCAGACGCACCAGAUUGCUGCACUCUUUGGACCAGGAUGCCCAGAAGCAGCAGAGGCUACUGGUUUGUUGGCCUCUCAAUGGAACAUUCCCAUGUUUGGAUUUAUGGGACAAACAGCAAAGCUGGAUAAUGCAUUUUUAUAUGAUACUUAUGUAAAACUAGUUUCACCUAUUCAAAAAAUAGGGCACGUGCUUCAGAAAAGCCUCCAGCAUUUUGGCUGGAAACACAUUGGGUUAUUUGGAAGCUCUGUAAGGGGGUCUUCCUGGGAUCAAACUGACGAGCUGUGGACAGCUGUUGAAAAUCAGCUCAAGUUCAAUUUCACCAUUACUGCUAAAGUGAGAUAUUCUUCCAGGGAUCCUGCCAUCCUUCAAGAAAAGCUAACGUAUUUGUCAUCGGUUUCCAGAAUUAUAAUUUUGAUCUGCAGCUCGGCCGAUACUAAGGCUAUUCUGGUGGCGGUGGAGAAGCUAGGACUGACGGAUGGGAAAUUUGUCUUCUUCAUAUUGCAGCAGUUUGAGGACAAUUUUUGGAAAGAGAUUUUGAGUAAUCAAAAGGACCACCUGCUGGAAGCUUAUGCAUCUGUAUUUCUCGUAGCCCUUAGUUCUUAUGGUGAAUACUCCAGACAUUAUGAAUUCAUGAAGCAAGUCUAUGAGAAACUGAAGGAUCAGCCCUUUUUCAGUUUGCUUUCUUCAUAUGAGCAGGUAAGCCCUUACUCUGCUUAUCUACACGAUGCCGUCCUACUUUAUGCUUUGGCUGUGAGAGAAAUGUUAAAGAGUGGAAAGGAUUUUCAUAAUGGAAGGGAGCUUGUCAACACCUUGAAAGGUUAUAAUAAGACAGAACUGCUUGGAAUCACUGGCCUGGUUCAUAUUGAUGAAUUGGGAAUCAGACAAAUGGAUUAUUCUGUCUAUGCUUUACAGAAUAUUGGAAAUUCAACUCAUUUUAUUCCUCUUUUGAAUUAUGACAGCCAUCUGAAAAUAAUGAGUCCCACAAGAUAUUUCUUCAACAUCAGUUGGUCAGAUGGUUCUCUUCCCACAGACAGACCAAUCUGUGGAUUUUUUCAUGAACUUUGUAACACUUCAUUCACAAGCAUGACUGUUAUUUUGAUAGUUAUUCUUCUGGUGUCAGCCUUGGGGGCAGCCACUGUGAUGGCUUUUCUAAAGAUGCAAAAAGGGAAAUUGCAAAUGCCCGCUGAAGACAUCUGGUGGAAAAUAAACUAUAGCGACAUCGUCAUCCUGUCAGAUAAUAAGCUGUCUCAGCCCAGCACACCAGGGUCUAAGAGAAAUGAAACCUAUGGAUCCAGUGUCUUUUCAAGGAAUCUGAGCUCAUGUUUCAACGACAAGCAGGGGGACGAACUCUUUUACACUACAGUGGGUCUCUACCAGGGAAAUCACAUUGCUCUCAGAUACACUGAUAAUCAAACGGAAGCUUGCGUUAAGCGACCAUCCAUACUUCGUGAAGUUCAAGUGAUGUGCGAGUUAAGACAUGAAAAUUUAGUUCCCUUUUUUGGUAUUUGCACUGAACCACCCAACAUCUGCAUCGUAACCCAGUAUUGCAAGAAGGGAAGUUUGAAGGAUGUUAUGAGAAAUUCCGAUAUUGAAUUGGAUUGGAUAUUCAAGCUUUCUUUUGCAUAUGAUAUAGUCAAUGGGAUGCUCUUCCUCCACAACAGCCCUCUGAACUCUCACGGAAACCUGAAACCUUCAAACUGCCUGGUAGACAGUCGGAUGCAAGUGAAGCUGUCGGGAUUUGGGCUGUGGGAAUUCAAGUACGGAAGGAAAUACAGAGCCAGUCUGAAGAAAAUGAAGAACUAUUCAGAACUCUACUGGACCGCCCCGGAACUGCUACGACUGGAGGAAUACCCGCUACAUGGCACCCAGAAGGGUGAUGUUUACAGUUUUGCUGUCGUUAUGAGGGAGCUGAUUUACAGUAACGAAGAGGGCCCAUUUGAAGAACUGAAUAAGGAAGCUGAAGAAAUCAUCAAUAGAAUCAAAGAUCCCACUGCUCUUGUGCCCCUGAGACCCUCCUUGUCAGAGGAGAAAUGCGGCGAAAGAAUCGUUACAAUGCUGAAAGCAUGUUGGAACGAAUUGCCAGAGAGAAGACCGACAUUCUCCUCUGUGAAGAGAAGAUUAAGAGAAGCAAGCCCCGAAGGCCACGUGAGCAUAUUGGACAACAUGGUGAACAAACUGGAAGUGUAUGCAAAUCACCUAGAAGAAGUUGUGGAAGAGCGGACAACUCAGCUUGUGGCAGAGAAGAAAAAGACAGAAAAGCUUUUGUCCACCAUGUUGCCCAGUUUCAUCGGUGAACAGCUGAUAGCCGGAAGAUCGGUGGAGCCGGAGCACUUCGAUUCUGUCACUAUCUUCUUCUCAGACAUCGUUGGAUUCACAAACCUGUGUUCCCUCAGCUCCCCGCUGCAAGUCGUUAACCUUCUCAAUGACCUGUACAGCUUGUUUGAUAACAUCAUUAAAACAUAUGACGUCUACAAGGUGGAAACAAUUGGAGAUGCGUACAUGGUAGCCAGUGGACUCCCUCUCCGCAAUGGUAUCAGGCACGUGGAGGAGAUUGCCACUAUGUCACUGCAUUUUCUCAGUGCUAUGAUUCAUUUCAAAAUUGGUCAUAUGCCAGAAGAGAAAUUGAAACUCCGGAUUGGCCUUCACACAGGACCUGUAGUUGCUGGUGUGGUAGGAAUUACAAUGCCAAGGUAUUGCCUGUUUGGAGAUACUGUCAAUAUGGCAUCAAGGAUGGAAAGCAACAGUUUACCUCUCCGAAUUCAUGUCUCAGUGACGACUGCCAGGGCCCUGCAGUCUAUCGGGGGGUACAAUCUACAGGAAAGAGGAACUAUUAGCGUGAAGGGCAAGGGAGAGCAAACCACAUUUUGGUUAAAAGGCAAAGCUGGGCUCAGCAUCCCCCUUCCAGAGUUCUCCAGUGAGGGAGAGGACUAUUCCAAACAGCAGGCUCAGGAGCCUCAUCUCUCUGCUUCUAAAGCCACUUGAUGGAAGCCCAGAUUUCAGAGAAGAUGGAAGAAUUUUUGAUUUUGUGCACUUUAGAGAUGGCAAUCAAGCUGGCCUCCUUAGCUGCUCAUUCCUCAUUUCUGCUUCUCAAGGUCCUGAAAGACAUGGGUCCAGCAAUGUACUAUAGUUAGAGACUUCAAAAUGUGAUUAGGCUACCAAAGGAACAAAAUCUGCUGCCCUUCCAGUCUUCUGAUGAUGUAUCUGGGUCUAUAUUUACAUUUCAUUUUCAGAGAUGUACCCACUGCUAAUGAAUUUUGAGCUGGGUGUUUGGAAGUGGCCUAAAAGAUGGACGUUUGACCAACAGUUGCUUCUCACUGGGCACAUGUAAAAGCAUAAAAGCAGGACUGUAGCUAGCUAGGACCGUAGCUAUGUAAAAGCAGCUGUAACUGUUGCCAUUUACAGUUAGCUCCUGAGACAGUUUUUGGUCCUGAUUCUUUCAGCCCAUUUUCACUAUGGAAAUGGUUAUCUUUCUUGGAUCGUGAGGGCGUCGGGGGAAAGAACAGAAGACACGUAUCUCAUCAGGUUCUAUGCUUUUGUGGUUCCGUGAUUUGUUGAAAGAAACCUGAGGUUGAGAUAACCAGCUAAAAGUUGUCCGGUGUUCCCUUAGUACUCGGGAAGGUUGGGGUCAGAGCUGCUUUAUUUUGGCAGCUAAGCCUACCUCUGUCAACACCAGAAUCUUCAGAAGCCUUCUCCACCUCCCCCUCACCCCACCCUGCUCCCAAUUAUCCAGGAGCCCACUACCACCCCAUUAGAACUUCCUAACCCUUGCUCCCCUGUUCCUCCCAGUACUGCUUUGCCCUGCUUUUACCUAGACCAUGACUUUAUCUGUGUCCCAGCAGACUUGGGGUUCACAAAGGCAUAUGGAGGAAUCAACUACAAUAGGCCAUUCAAAUAAAUAUGUACUUCUGCAAAUUGAGGACUCCACAUACAGUGUGUUGUCAAUAAAGCCUGUUAACCAACCCAAUAUGUAUCUCUCUCCUCAGGAUGGGAACAGUUAAUGAAAGUGACAGUGUAGAUAUAAGUUUCUCACAGUAGACCUACGUGGACAAUAUUUGAGGAUAUUUUAUUUCAUCUAUAGCACCAGAUAUUUAUUUAGCACUUAUUGUGUGCAGAGAACUGUACUUAGCGCUUGAAUACAUCAGAGUUGGGCUUACAGACUAGAGCGGACUUUACAGUCUAGAGAUUUAGAGCUUAAUUUAGAGUCUAAAUUCACAAGAUUGUAGGAUUUUCAAUAAAAUAUACUAACCUACUGGGAGUGUUGAUUUAUUUGAAGCCAUGCAUAAAAGCCAUUCACUAAGAGCAUACUAGGAGAGGUGUUUUUUUAAAUCCGAACCAAUAAAAUAUUUUUAUGUCUUACUACAAAGAGAAUUACAAUAUCACAGUUUUUUUUAGGCAUUUAGCUUUGAGAUAAGAGUGGUAACGUCUCAAUAUUCUUGGUUGUUGGUGAAAGAGUGGAUAGGAUUUUUAGACAUUUGGCCAACACUUAAAUCCUCAUGGUUCAGAGUUCAUGAAUUAGCCAAUGCAGUUAUGCGCUGAUAAUCCUAGUGACAGAAUUAAGGAUAGGGCAGGGCUGAAUAUAGAGUUUUUGCUUCUGAUCCUGGGUUUCCCUUUCAGACCUCCCUAUCCAAGUCUCUGCUGCCUCGCAAGUAAUUAAUUUGCGCCCCAACAAUCUGUUGAUUCUUUCCCUGUUGAUUAAAGACAUUGGGCCAAAUCGAGAGCAGAGAUCUUGAUGCUGCAUUCAACCUAGCUCUAAGAUUAUGACAUUCCAUUCUCCUUUGGCUCUUUCGGUUUCAUCGGCUUGAUUGGAGCUGGUGGUGGUUGUUCACUCUUUUUGGAAUCGGCUUUGUUUCGGCUUUAUUUAUGGAAUCGGCUGUUGAAAAUGGAAGGAACCAGAACCCUCCCACAGCAAAAAGGAAGGAUCCCAAUGAUCUGAGCAUCCUUGUCAUGAAGAUGAAAUAAUUUCAGGAACUAGGGAACACAUUUAUUGCAGCACUGGAACCCAAAUUUGUCAGGUUUUGAUUACCUUCCCUUAAAAAUCAUCCCCUAAGCUGUUUUUGUCAGCAAAAUAAACAUGAGUUGCCAUCAACUCAGAAAGUAAUGCCUUAGGAUAAUGGCCUGCUGCAGCCACGUCAGCUUCUAUAACAUAGCACAGAUACCAAGCAUGAAGAUUAGAUGGUAGAAAAUAUCUGCAAACAAAGGAGAAUGAGAAAUGUUACUUUAAAAGGGAUAUGGACGGCCUGUUCUGUAUUGUAGGUGAUUUUUACAAGAAUCUAUAAAAAGCAAUGGAACUUUUAAUUUCCCGUUGUGUUUUUAGAACUAUUGACUUUCAUUGAACUUUUGGAUUUAAAAUUGUCUUCUAGUACUGAUACUGUUGUUAUGAAGGACAAAAUGUACAUUUAUUAUUAAUCGAUAUUAAUGAUCAUGUAAUGCCUAUGAAAUUGAAUGGAAAAAUAGAAUGAAGCCACUUAGCUUU